Molecule: messenger RNA, 1119 nt
Organism: Styela clava
Lineage: Eukaryota; Metazoa; Chordata; Ascidiacea; Stolidobranchia; Styelidae
Product: charged multivesicular body protein 1a-like
Biological process (GO): vacuolar transport
Source: RefSeq, a predicted model, not a curated record
UUCAUGGAAUCCUAAUAUUUUAUAAUAGAUUCUUGAUAUAUCAUACUAUUUCUAUAUUAGUGAUUGAUAUCACCAUGUUUGGAUUUGGGAAAAAGCAGUCAUUGGAUGACUCAAUAUUUCAACUUCGAUUUACUGCGAAGCAAUUGGAAAAAUCAGCAAGCAAAUGUGAAAAAGCUCAAAAUGUUGAAAAAAGGAAAGUCAUAAAGGCAAUCAGUGAAAAAAGAUUAGAUUUUGCACGUCUGUAUGCAGAGAAUGCAAUAAGAAAGAAAAAUGAAAGUUUAAAUUACCUUAGACUUGCAUCAAGGCUAGAUGCUGUACAAUCAAGAAUUAAAACAGCUCAAUCAAUGAAUCAAAUAACAAAACAAAUGACAGGAGUUGUAGCUGGGCUUGACAAAGCUAUGAAGUCUAUGAAUUUAGAACAGAUAUCACAAAUUAUGGAGAAAUUUGAAUCACAGUUUGAAGAUUUGGAUGUUCACUCAAAGGUUUUGGAAGAUUCAAUGGGAUCCGCAACAACAGUCUCAACGCCACAAUCACAAGUAGAUGCAUUAAUACAACAAGUUGCCGAUGAAAAUGGCUUGGAAAUGAUAUCUCAGGUCGAUCAAGCUCCCAUUGGUGAAGGCUCCCUCAGCUCGCAAGCACAGGCUUCAACUUCUGCUGAUGCAGAUUUAGAAAGAAGAUUACGGGCGAUGAGAAACUAAAAUUUGACAACAAUAAACUUACUGUUUCAUUUGUACAACUACAAGAAUUGGCUGUGAUUCCGUCCAUGUAAGAUGAACUGCUGGCCGAUAUUUAUAGGAAAUAUAUGACUAAUUGCGUAUGUAUUCCACAGCUCCAAUCAUGGCGCUCUUCUGCAACCUAAAUUCUUCCCAUUUCUAUCAACUAGAAGUAAUGAGUGACUCUGGAGUAGGCUGUUCGUGCUUUUUACCCUGAUAUUAGCAUCCACGAGGUGGCUAAGAGAGUGUCAAUUGAAGUCAGAUACGACCCCUGUCAUUCAUUACCUAGAGAAAUUUCCCAGUAUGCCAAUAUGCACUUUUGCUACUAAUUUACUGCACAUGUGUUUUAUGUAUAGUCCUGGGCCACGAGGCCACAUUUAUAAAUGAACUCGUACGUAUUUAGUAG